Ascochyta rabiei is the source of this 1518-nucleotide messenger RNA. RefSeq lists its product as uncharacterized. Bases 1 to 1518 code for a protein of 505 amino acids. The transcript has 2 exons. Lineage: Eukaryota; Fungi; Ascomycota; Dothideomycetes; Pleosporales; Didymellaceae. Gene Ontology annotation, molecular function: transmembrane transporter activity. Gene Ontology annotation, cellular component: membrane. Gene Ontology annotation, biological process: transmembrane transport. The record is from RefSeq and is a predicted model, not a curated record.
AUGGCUUCCAAACAUGAAAGAAAUGUAUUUGAAAGUGCAGUUCAGAGCGAUGCACCUGAUGUACAAAUCGCCAUCGGCGUUGAGCCGAACGCUGCAACGAGAUAUGCGAGGCGAAAGGUUGACACCACCGUCCUUCCACUCCUGUUCCUAGGCUUGCUGGUCUUCCAGUUGGAUCGCAUGAAUCUCGCCAGUGCGCUUACCGAUGGCUUCGCGAAAGACAUAGCUGUGAACCAAAACACCAUAAAUCUCGGCAACCAGCUCAUGUUUCUGGGUAUCGUCGUGCUGGAGAUCCCAUCCAACAUCAUUCUUCAACGUAUCGGCCCACGAAAGUGGAUCUCGGCACAGGUUUUUAUCUUUGGCUUUGUAGCGACCUUACAGGUCUUUGUGAGAAACGAAGCCGGCUUUUUAGUAUCGAGGUCCUUCUUGGGAUUGUGCGAAGCCGGGUACAUCCCAGGCGGAAUCUAUACGCUGUCGACAUGGUACACGAAGCGCGAGCUUGCGAAGCGAGUGGCAAUUUUCUUCUUUGGCAUGUUCGGCGGCAAUGCAAUCAGUCCGAUACUAGCGAGUGGCAUUCUACAGCUGGGCGGUCGUGGAGGGAUGAAGGGAUGGCAGUGGCUUUUUUUGCGUGAGUCAGGUCGUCUCCCCGAUGUUCGCACAAUUGACCGGACUCCAGUCGAAGGCGUGUUUACAAUGGUUGUUGCGAUUCUACUGCUGUUGCUUCUCCCUGGGAGUCCCGAUGAGCCUCGUCCAUUGCUCUCUCCUGGCCUGAUUCGGUUCACAGGUGUUGAUCGAGAAGCUCUUCGACAGCACCUUGAGACAGACGACGAGGAGAAAAAGUAUGGGGCUCAGGGAAUGCAUAUUCCGCUGUCACUAGUCUGGCAGACGCUGAAGCACUACCGUCGAUGGGCUUCUUUUGUAUCAACGUUCGCCGUCUUCUCAACUUGGUCGUCUUUGACCACGUACACCCCGACUAUCAUCAUGGCCUUGGGGUUCACCCGUAUACAAGCGAAUCUGUUGGCCUCGGUUGGUGGCUUCCUCGCCCUUGGUGUAGUGUUCUUCUUCGGUUGGCUAUCCGACCGGACCAACAAACGGGGGAUGGCUGUGAUCAUAGCACACAUCUGCUAUUUCGUUGUGCUUAUCGUAGCCCGUUCGGUGCAUCCCUCGGUGGGCAAGUGGUUUCGCUGGGGUUUAUGGACAACGAUCAAUGCUUUCGCUAUUGGCUACCACCCUGUCCAUAAUUCCUGGGUCCAACUAAAUUGCAAAGAUCCUCGCGAGCGCAGUAUUAGCAUCGCGAUGUGGGUCAUGGCUGCAAUCUCGGGCUUGAUGGUCGGUACACAGUACUAUCGUGCUGAUGAUGUACCAUUCUACAAAAAAGGGCUGAGAAUACAGAUCAUCAUGGUCGCAGUCGGCAUGCUCUUCGCCGUUUUGCAGGAAGUCGUAUACGUGUCGUAUAAUCGGAAAGUUUUGAGGAAGUGGGAAGCAGAGGGUGGCAAGAGACCAUGGUUGUACACGCCCUGA